AUGAGUUCUGAUGAAGAAUAAGAUAAUUAUAAUGAGGAUUAAAUCAUUAAUUUGAUUUCUGCUUUACAAUAGAAAAGUAAUAAGUGAUCAAUAUAAGGUUAGUAAAGACAAAUAGAACUAAUAAUGGUUUAAUGAAAACCAAUAGAACUAAUGAAUCAGAUAAUUGGAAUGAAUUUAGAGAAACAUAAAAAGAGAAACCAUAGUUAAACAAUUAUGGUAAUUCAAAUGAAUUCAGUUUACAAAGAGAAUAAUCAAAGCACUCUAGUAUAUCUGAAAAUUUAAGUGAUUUUAUUGUAAGAACUGNUUUAUGUUUAUGUUUUUAUGAUGAAAAAGGUUCAUUUUUUGCUGGUUGUGAAAAUGGAUCAAUAGUUUAUUGGUAUAGAAAUGAUUAAAAAUGGACACCUUAUAUUUAGACAUAACAACAUUAAAGAGGAGUUAAUUUUAUAUAAGGAGAUUAAAAAAAUGGUUAAAUGGUAUCUGUUAGUGAUGAUUGUACAAUAAAAAUUUGGAUUUAAAAAGAAGAUGAAAUGAUUUGGGAAGUUAAAUACACUUUAUAAGGUCAUUAAUCUGGAAUUUAAACAGUUUAAUUUAAUAGAAAUUCUAAUGUUAUUGGAAGUGGAGGAUUCGAUAAAACAAUAAUAUUAUGGAAUUAUAAGAAUUAAGAAUGGAUUCAAAAUCAAAUACUGAAAGGACAUAAAGGCAGUAUAACAACAUUAUGUUUUAGUAAAUUAAAGGAUGUUUUAGUUUCUGGUAGUUAGGAUUGUUUUGUUAGAAUAUGGGAAAUGGAAUAGAAUUAAUUAUAUAAGAAAAUAUAGACUUUGGAUGGUCAUAAAGCUUCUAUUACUUCUGUGAUAUUUAAUUCAGAUUCAUCCAUUUUAUUUACUGGUAGUAAGGAUUGCACAAUUAAAUUUUGGAGAUAGAAUAUGUCAAAUAAAUGGGUUUUGCAUAGAGAAUUCUAAUAGAAUUAUAUGAUUAGUUAGAUUUCAAUAAGUAACAAUAAUUUUAAUAUAAUUGUUGGUGGUUUUGGUGGAGAAACUACAUUUUAUUAAUCUUAAGAUAAUUGGGGAUGA
This is a messenger RNA of Paramecium pentaurelia, 1070 nucleotides long. The record is from the annotation of a GenBank genome assembly. NCBI's taxonomy places the organism in Eukaryota, Ciliophora, Oligohymenophorea, Peniculida, Parameciidae.